GACAAAAGUUGUGGUCCUAUUUUGUUGCAGAUGCCGGGAUGUUUCAUUACUGUUUGAAGGGCCAUUUUUCUGUGCUAUUUUAGGGAUGUUUUGCCAAUGGUUUGGGGUUUUUUCAUUCUGUUUUGGGUUACUUUGCAGCUCGACAACAAGGAUAAAAAUGUUGUUCCAUCAGCUGUAUUUUAGGUUGGUUUCUCAUCCAACUGUGUGACAACCUUCAUCUUUGGUAUCAACAAAUGACCCAAGAUGUUAACUGAUGCUGAAGCUAUUAUUUAGACCCAAUGAUAAAGUAUAAUGCCUGCAUCCACAACGGAAUGUAUAUAUAUAAGGUGUAAAAUGUUACUAUAUGGACGUUGAAAUGAAUUCGGUCUAUGACGUAAGAAAUUUAGUUUUCCAUGCGGAAACUACAGAUUUUAAUAAUGUUCUUAAUAAGAAAGAGUACAGAAAGCGUGCUAUUCUAAGGUGGAAAGAAAAAAAAAUUAAGAAGUGCCAACAUUACAAUCCAGAUUUUGUUUUGGAGCCUAAAAAUAAUAGACGCAAGAGGAAAAUUUCUUCUAAUACAUCAGGUUGCAGCUAUUUGCCCCUGGAAGUAUAGCAAAUGCUGAAAGCUUAUUGCAAAUGGAAGAAAAAGGUGGGACAAUGGCUCUAAGGUUAAGGUUAGAGGUGUUAUACCUGAUAAUAGGUUCCAGAUCACUUUGUGUGGAAACCAGGCGAGAAGAUGUGGUCACCUAGGCAAAUAGGUGAUUCAAUAGGUCACAUUGUUAUUGCUCAUCCAAGUGAAGGCGAAAGGUAUUAUCUUAGGAUUCUGUUAUCGAAAGUUCGUUGUCCCAAAUCAUAUGAUGACUUGAAAUCUGUCAACGGUGUGAGAGUUAAAACUUUUCGUGAAGCAGCUUUGCUACAUGGCUAUUUACUUGAUGACAACACUCAACAACUAUGCUUAGAAGAAGCAUCAACAUUUCACAUGCCAUAUGAACUACGCAGACUUUUUGCAACACUUUUAGUUUAUACAUGUCUGAACAAUCCUCGACAGUUGUGGACAUGUUUUGAAGAUGCAAUGUUAGAAGAUAUCUUAAGAUGUAAUAAGGAAACACUUUCUCAAAGUAGACACUAUGCAUUUCACCAGAUUGAUUGCUUUUUAAAAUCGAUGGGAAAGCAUCUUCGUGACUUUAAUGUGUUACCUGAUGAUUAUGAUAAUUCGCUUUUUGAAGACCAAACAAAAGAAAUUAAAGUAGAAAAAAGUAUUCAUGUUUCCGAGGAAGAUUUAAUGACUAUGCAUACUCUUAACGAAGAACAACAACUUGCUUUUAAUACGAUAAUUGGGAGAGUUGAUUCUAAUAAACUUGGUGCUUUUUUUAUUGAUGGUCCAGGUGGUACUGGAAAAACAUUUCUAUACAGAGCCUUGUUAGCUAAAAUAAGAUCUGAAGGACAUAUUCCUUUUGCUUCUAAUCGUGUUAUUUUGACCACCAAAAAUUUGUUUGUUGAUGAAAUUAAUGACAUUUUAAUAAAUAAAUUUCCAGGUCUUGAGACUGAGUAUAUUAAUUUUGAUGAAACUGCUGAUCCAAAUGAUCAGGCUCAAUACGAAGACCUUUUGCACUCUUUAACUCCAAAUGGUAUGUCACCUCAUAAACUCAUUUUAAAGUAUAAUUCGCCUAUUAUUUUGUUAAGAAAUAUGAAUCCAUUUGAAGGCUUGUGUAAUGGUACUAGGCUUUUGUGCAAAGACUUUCAAAGAAAUGUAAUACGUGCAGAGAUAAGUUAUGGACAGUUUGCUGGAAAAGAAGUUUUUAUUCAUAGAAUUCCAAUGCAACCACCAAGUGGUGAACAAUAUAGUGUUCCAUUCAACAGGUUUCAAUUCCCAAUUAGAUUAUGCUUUGCCAUGACUAUAAACAAGGCCCAUGGCCAAACUUUAGACUUUGUUGGUGUUUAUUUGAAGGAGCCUGUCUUUUCACAUGGACAACUCUAAGUUGCACUUUCACGUGCAAAAAAGAUUGAAAAUAUAAAAAUUUUCAUAGAAGACUGCUUUUCUUCUUCUUGCAACAGUACAACAACUAAAAACAUUGUCUACCGGGACGUUUUACAACGAGCUCAACAUUCUUACAUGUGAACUUCCAUUAUUGUAAAUUUUAUUUUCUUUUAGGUUUACUUUCAAUUUAGUUUUUCAUGUUUACACUUGUUCUUUCUUUGCAGGUGACCAGUUACAAAUAUUGUUGAACCAUCACAAUCAUCAUCUCUUAUAUUGAUUGACAAAUGCACAUUGUUACUUUUCUACCAAACAGCAAAACAGUUAUAGGAAAGUUACAACUUCUUCCAAACAACUAAAUUUCGAAAGUUAUAGGCACAUCAGAUAAAUAAGAGCUUGCUUACACAUGGCUACGUCAUUAAUGCAUUACUAGAACACUCAUAACAUAUACCUUAUAGGUAUUAUUAUUUUAUUGGCUAUUACAUACCAAAAUCAGAAAGACAUUAUUUAAAUUUAAGAAAAACUUAAACUAACUUUAUCAAUGUCUUUUUGUUUGACAGGGACAAUAAAUAAAGGUUGUUGAAGUAAGGUUUAAAUCCAAAUGUGCAAUUUAUUUGCACACAUUUUGUAAAUAUAAUAGGAAGUUACUUGCAUUCCUUUACCGAUAUUUAGUUAAACAUGUGUGGUUACUUUUUCCGGUUCAA
Molecule: messenger RNA, 2658 nt
Organism: Lactuca sativa (garden lettuce)
Lineage: Eukaryota; Viridiplantae; Streptophyta; Magnoliopsida; Asterales; Asteraceae
Source: RefSeq, a predicted model, not a curated record